Colletotrichum abscissum is the source of this 1506-nucleotide messenger RNA. RefSeq lists its product as uncharacterized. Gene Ontology annotation, cellular component: membrane. Gene Ontology annotation, molecular function: transmembrane transporter activity. Bases 1 to 1506 code for a protein of 501 amino acids. Lineage: Eukaryota; Fungi; Ascomycota; Sordariomycetes; Glomerellales; Glomerellaceae. Gene Ontology annotation, biological process: transmembrane transport. The transcript has 2 exons. The record is from RefSeq and is a predicted model, not a curated record.
AUGGCGAUCGAAAGCGAAACACCAGCCAAAUCUGACGAGGACCUUAAGCGCGAAUCCUCUGAUGACGUCGAGGCCUCUUCACUGCAUUCCCCUCAGAAUGGCAGCAGCGUGGUGGUUGACCCUGAAGGGGAGCGAUCUUAUGUGAGAAAGCUUGACUUCUACCUGUUGCCGUAUCUCUCUCUUAUGUACUUCUUCAAUGCGGUCGACCGCUCCAACUUGGGCAACGCCAAAACCGACGGAAUUGAGAAAGAUCUCAACUUCAAAGGGAACGAGUACAGUCUGCUCAUUCUUCUCUUCUACAUCCCUUUCGGAACCUUGGAUCUUCCGCUCAAUCUCCUCACAAAGAAGUUCUCUGCAAGAUGGGUCUUACCGACGCUGAUGGUGGUCUGGGGCGGCAUCGCAACCGUCCAAAUCGCAUCGAAGAACUUCGCUGGGAUCCUGGUACUCCGACUGAUUCUCGGCGCAUGCGAAGCCGGCUUCUUCGCCGGCGUAGUGUUCUACUUCACAUUAUUCUACAAGCGAUCCGAGCUCGGCUUUCGCGUCGCCAUCUUCUUCGGCAGCGCUCUCCUGGCCGCAGCCUUCAGCGGCCUCAUUUCCUAUGGUGUCUUCCAGAUCGAAGGCACUAAACUCCAAGGCUGGCAAUGGCUUAUGCUCAUUGAAGGCGUUCUGACCGUACUCGUCGGUGUCGUAGCCUUUUGGUGGCUGCCAGCUUCUCCAGCAACCGCCUGGUUUCUCAACGACAGAGAGAAGGCCGCAGCUCUAGCCAGGACCCUUCGCGAUGGCUCCAAUAAAGUGGACUCCAAGUUUGACUGGAAAGAGUGUUUUACGCUAUGGAAGGAUUGGAAAUUUGUUUUCUGGCUUUCCAUCGCGUUUAACUAUCCCGUCGCCUUUGCCACGACGUCCAACUUUUUGCCCCAGAUUGUACAGCGUCUCGGCUACAGCGUCGUCAAAACGAAUCUCUGGACCGUUGCCCCAAACGCUGUUGGUUUUGUGGUACUUCUGGCAACAGCAUACUCCUCCGACUACUUCCACGAACGGACGUUUCACAUCGUCGGUGCCUUGGCAACCUCUUUAGUCGGCAUGGUCAUUCUCAUCGCAAUCGACGUUUUGGAAAACCGUGAACUGGCUUACUUUGCCUGCUUCCUCAUGGCUGCAGGGGCGUAUACACCUUCAUGCCUGGUUCAAUCAUGGCACAAUAACAACAAUUUGAACGAGAACAGCCGCGCUGCCACGACAGGUUUGCUUGUAGGUCUGGGUAACUUUGCUGGAAUCUUAUCGGCUGCAACAUUCCGGACCGAAUAUGCACCCAAGUACAUUCCUACUCUCAUUGUUACCUGCUGCUGCAACGUGUUGGCGAUGGCAUCGGCGUUGAUCCUCGGCGGCUGGAUGAAAUUGGAGAACCGGCGAAGGAACAAGGCCCAGGGUGUCAACCUUCAAGCUCAGGAUGUCGAUACAUCAGAGCUGCAUGACGGCGAGAAAUCGCCCAAAUUUCGAUUUUUCACUUGA